Messenger RNA from Phodopus roborovskii (desert hamster), 5608 nucleotides. It is a transcript of the gene Etv3, whose product is annotated as ETS variant transcription factor 3. The coding region runs from base 597 to 2138 and encodes 513 amino acids. Gene Ontology annotation, biological process: cell differentiation; regulation of transcription by RNA polymerase II. Gene Ontology annotation, cellular component: nucleus. The record is from RefSeq and is a predicted model, not a curated record. The transcript is spliced from 5 exons. NCBI's taxonomy places the organism in Eukaryota, Metazoa, Chordata, Mammalia, Rodentia, Cricetidae. Gene Ontology annotation, molecular function: sequence-specific DNA binding; DNA-binding transcription factor activity, RNA polymerase II-specific.
CCUCGGGAGUCACGAACACCUGCAGACGCGCCUGCGGGCUCCGAGGGGCUUGAUGGGCAUGUCGGGGGCCGGAGGAUCGAGAGGGCAUCCGGCUCGGGCGUCGCCCGGCGCGAGCCCACAGCAGCCAGGCUGAAGGGUGUUCCCGAGCUGGGGAAAGGCCCUGCGAUCCGACAGCGCAGUCUAGGAGUUAGUCCAGGACAGCUUCCCGGAGCCUUGUGGAAAUCGGUGUUUUCUUCUCCCACAUCAUCACGGAAACGGCAGAGGAAGCUUCUGCCCAGCCCUGGUGCCUUGUUACUGUGUAUAUCCUGUGUGUGCCAGUGUCUUGUCGGUUGCCUCCUUCCUAGAGCCAUUUAUCAGCCCCUCGGACCCUAGUGUUCUUACGGACUGAAACUUACUGUUCUCCUUAAUGUGUAUGUCGGGAAAGAAAAUGCAGAGCAUCUAGAGGAAUUCUAGGUUAGAUGAAAUUUCCAAGGUUAGGAAUUUGUCCCACCCCACCCUGGGGCCUCUGAAGCACCUGCGUUUGCUCCAGACCUGCUCUUGUCGGUGCUGAGGGCCUGUCGUCCACCCUUGUGGAGUGAUAAGACAGGAGGGUGAAAAUGAAAGCAGGCUGUAGCAUCGUGGAAAAGCCAGAAGGAGGUGGAGGCUAUCAGUUCCCCGACUGGGCCUACAAAACCGAGUCGUCACCAGGCUCCCGGCAGAUCCAGCUGUGGCACUUCAUCCUGGAACUGCUGCAGAAGGAAGAGUUCCGCCAUGUCAUUGCCUGGCAGCAGGGAGAGUACGGGGAGUUUGUCAUCAAGGAUCCAGAUGAAGUGGCUCGCCUCUGGGGCCGCAGGAAGUGCAAACCACAGAUGAACUAUGACAAGCUGAGCCGGGCCCUCAGAUACUAUUACAACAAGAGGAUCCUUCACAAAACAAAAGGGAAAAGGUUUACUUACAAGUUUAACUUCAACAAGCUGGUGAUGCCCAACUACCCUUUCAUCAACAUUCGAUCAAGUGGUGUGGUCCCUCAGAGUGCACCCCCAGUGCCGACAGCCUCCUCCCGGUUCCAUUUCCCACCUCUAGACACGCAGUCUCCCACUGGUGACAUGCAGCCAGGGCGGUUCUCUGCCAGCACCCUGAGUGCUUCUGGCCCUGAGCCAGGUGGUGCCGCUGAUAGGAAGGUGGAGCCUUCUGACCUGGAAGACAGCUCGACCUCUGACUGGCACCGGGGCAUGGAUUUCAUGCCCUCUCGAAAUGUUCUUAGUGGAGGAGGGAUAGGCCACCAGAAAUGCAAGCCUGACGUCAUGCUUCCUCUCUUCACUCGGCCGGCAAUGUACCCUGACCCUCAUAGUCCCUUUGCUAUCUCUCCAGUCCCUGGCCGCGGAGGUGUCCUAAAUGUUCCCAUUUCACCAGCCCUGUCCCUGACUCCCACCAUGUUCUCCUAUAGUCCCUCUCCAGGCCUGAGCCCCUUCACCAGCAGCAGUUGCUUCUCCUUCAACCCAGAGGAAAUGAAACACUACCUUCAUUCUCAAGCCUGUUCUGUGUUUAACUACCAUCUGAGUCCUCGGACUUUUCCCCGCUACCCAGGGCUCGUGGUCCCGCCGUUGCAGUGCCAAAUGCAUCCUGAGGAGUCUUCCCAGUUCUCUAUCAAGCUGCAGCCCCCACCAGCUGGACGGAAGAACCGAGAGAGGGCAGAGAACAGUGAGCAAUCCACACAUGGGUCUGUACCAACCAGUGCAUCUGUUCCCUCUCGAAUUAAGGUAGAGCCUAUCUCUGAGAAGGAUCCCGAGAGCCUCAGGCAGUCGACCCAAGAAAAGGAGGAACACUCCCAAGAAGCAGGCACUGAGCUGACCAGGACCAUAGAAGAGGGGAAAGGCACAGUGUUUGCUCACCCCUCACCCACCUGGCCCUCUGUAUCCAUUAGUAUCCCCAGUGAUGAACCCCUAGAGGGAACUGAAGACAGUGAGGACAGGUCUGGCAAGGAGCCCAGUGUACCUGAGAAGAAAGAAGAUGCCCUGAUGCCCCCCAAGCUUCGUUUGAAGAGGCGGUGGAAUGAUGACCCUGAAGCCCGGGAGCUAAGUAAGACCGGCACGUUCCUCUGGAAUGGGGCAGGACCCCAGGGCCUGGCUACAGCAGCCACUGCUGCUGCUGAUGCUUAAAACCACAGUGGAAGAGAAGCUGUUCACGUUACAAUCAGAUACACGUAUUUAUGUAGCAAGAUUCUGGGGUGGGAGGCGGGGUUAAGCUGGUUUGAUAAUACUGGGCAUGGACUUGUACUUUUCUGUUGGGGAUGGGACAAGUAUCUUGUGUUGUAAAUUAAGUGGGGUAUGAACACACUUUUUUUCUUGGUGAGUAGGCUGUAGGGAGGGUAUUGAACUGUGGGGAAAGGAGCCUGUUUCCUGUUUAAGACUAAUGCUGCCUGACAAGCUCCAUAAGGGCCCACUUCCUAGUCCCGUUACACAGUUCAGGAUCCACAGUGCUUUCUAUUAUAUUCAUACACGUAGAAAGUCAAUACUGAGGCAUUUUGCUUUGAGAGAGAGAUGAAAAAGGGGAAGGUUGGGUGGUAAGCAACAAUACUAAGCAUGUUAACCUGAAAUAGUUAUUUCAGGAGAGAAAAAAGGUAAUUGCAGUCUUACUGGAGUAUGGAACAUUUUUCUACUCUCCCUUUCCCUUGCCGGAGCACACAAACAUUUUCUCUCUCUCUCUCUCUCUCUCUCUCUCUCUCUCUCUCUCUCUCUCUCUCUCUCUCAUGCACACAUGCACACAUUUAAUCUCUCUCUCAGCUUUCCCCCCCCCCUUUUAGAAAAUGUUUCAAGACACUUGAGUGUACUGCCAGUUAUAAUGGGCAGGGAGGGCACAGGACCACCUGGCCCCUCAGCUUCAGAGCUAAGGUAGGGAGGAAGCCCUGCUGCCAGCUCCUGUCACCUACUUUACCUGUUACAAAGCCAUGAGAAGUCGUAAACUCUUGAUCAGGGAAGAAAGAGGGCAGGAGGAAAUAACCCAAAUGCCUUUAAAAACAAAGCAAAGGACAGAAAUGAUCUUCGUUUUUCUUUUUCCAUUGUUGGUUUGGGAAACCAUACCAACUGACUGAACAAGUUUUAUGGGGAGCAGGAUAGCACCGUUAAAGAUGUUUUUCUGCUGUGUCUGGUUGUCUUACUGUUUCUUAAGUCAAGCCUUAACUAUGAGCAUGCUUUAAGAUGAUACGGGUCUGUCAGCAUAAACCUGUAAAGGGCGUGGCCACUGUUCAGAUAACCCAGGAAUGUUGAGGCAUAGUUGAAUUCCUAGCUGAUAGUUCGUCCCUCUGAUGUUACCAGGCUGGGUGGUGAAGAGCGGGAUUGUGGGAAUGAAAGACAGAUGGACCAACCUGUAAACAGAGUAGCUGGGAACAAGUGUUGGAACGAAGGAAGAGGUAGGGAGGUGGUGACCAGAUGCCUGUUAACCGAGUUACUCGAUGCCUUUUAAAGGGAAAGAGCUGGUGUCUGCCCUGUGGGGAUGUUGUCACCCUUGUGAGCCCCAUUUGCCCAGGUUGUUUGUGAUCAUGAUCAGUUGACUAUUCACAAAAUCAAGUUCACAGACAGGAGACACUUCUUUGCGGGAAAUUCCCCUCAGCAAUUUCUAAGGAAUGGGAAGAUACUGAUCUUACAUGAAAUGAAAUGCUAGCACUAGGGGCAGAGAAAGCAGCCAAUGUCCUCUGUAAACACAUGUGCCAGCGAGAAGAAAUGGUUCCAUAUCUGUUGAGGCAUGGUGACAUUGGGCGUCAGUGAUUCCUGAUUCCCUCACUAUAGCCUAGUUGAAAACUCUGUACCCCAAGUAACACUUGAUUGUGUCUUCUGAUGGUGGGGUGUUUGGUUUUUCUUAACUGAAGGGCAUGCACGAAAGGAGGUCAGGAGACACUAGCUGGCUUGGGGUGACUUGAGGCCAUCAUUGCUAUUUCUUGAUGAGUGUCCUGUCACUUGGUUCAGAUUCCAUACUUUAGGGACUGUCUUUCCCCAGAAAAGGGACUGAGUGGUCUCUGGUGACCCAGGCUGUGGUCAGACCAUGAAGGACUCACCACUCCUGCUGCCCUUGGUAGCUGUGUCUGACCAGUUCCCUUCUCUUACCCUGACUUACCUCUGUCUGAAUCUAAAGCAAGCCCAGCAGCUAGAGGAGGGCUCUCUGCUUGGCGUUGCCCAUUGAACCAGGGAGGCCAUUUGGCCACCAGUGUCUGCUAGAGGGGCCGGCCAGCAAGUGUCGGUGUGAACUCAGGAAUAGAAACAUGGGGCCUUUAAAAUGAGAAGAGGAAAAUCCAUGAUGCAUACCCAUAACCCCCUAAAACCCAAGUGCCAGAAUUAAUCCCUGGAUGCUGCUUCCAUUUGAAUAAAGUCAUGGCUUUUACACUUGAAAAAAACAUUCAGAAAUGUUGAACUCCCUGAAAAAUGCUUUUGAGCUGUUACAAAACUAUGCUGUUUGUUCCCUUUGAUCGCCAUUCCACCAGUAAUUUGUUGGUUGACUGGUACUGCACACAGUUGGAGUUUGGAUCUGGGGAAAGGUCUGUCUACAGAGCAGAACUUGGGCUUGCUCAGAAGUAGGCCAAGAAAUAUAGCAGUCAUUGAUACUUCCUGGGGCAAAGGAAUGAGAAUAGUGUUCUCUCCCAGGCUCCCUCCUGGCAGUUCCUGCUCCAGCCUGGCAUGAAACAAGGUGGUUACCUUCUGUGAACACAUCAUUCAUAGUCCAACAGUAGGGUGAAAGGGGCUAAAAGCUGGACCUACUUCCUCUCGUUUUUUGUGAUUUUUUUUUUCUAAAUUUUGUUGUGCCAAAUGUGUAAAACUUUGUAGGUGUAAAUCUAUUGAAAUUCCACUAAUCAAGAGUUUGUUCAUUUAAACAGUUUGCUUUUUUAGCCGUAGAAAAAGUAGCAAAUUCUCAGGGGCAUCAGCCUUGCUGAGCUCGCCUUAUGUUCUGAAGUAAAAUAGAGACAGAUAGAGUCCAUCUCCCCUAGGUGUCAGGCUGCAUUGCAUUAAACCCAGCUCAGUAAUACAGGGAACCCUAGUGACCCGUAGCCCAAGGAACUUCCAGAAGCAUUACAAAAGAAAAAAAAGUUAUAUUCCACUGCCAAGUGGGUAGUCCUUUAGCUGUUUGUCCCUUGUUUUUUAUUUAUUCCAUAAUUAUGUUUGUGCUUUUUCUUGUGUAAACAAUAGUGAUAUGUAUGUUUUUUAUGUGGCUUUAGAGAAAACUUCAGUCUUCAAAGAACUGUUCCAAUUAAUUCCUUCUUGGAAAAAGUUAUAUGUUAAUUUGUUUCAGAAUAUUUAGGCAUUCUUUGAAUUAUAAACUUGUGAUGCAGGGAUUUGUGAAUGAGACAUUCACAUGUGAAGAUGACUUCACUAGACAUCUGUGUAAGCAGAAUAAGAUGUGUAUAUGUACAUAAGUUAUAAAGAACCCGAACACCAUUGUGCAGUGCCUUUUAGAUGUUCUGCUUUCUAAAGUCUUCAAAUUUUUGCAUAUAUAUUAUAUAUAUGAUGUAAUGUUAUAGAAAUAUAUGUAUAAUAUACAUAUUUUUUUCCAGGGGUAUCUGAUAGCUCUGUAUUUUGUUAUGGAAGUCGAAAGAAAAAAAAAGUAUUUUACCUCAAAAAUUAAAGUUAAAUUUAAAAACAAA